Messenger RNA from Mycena indigotica, 828 nucleotides. Its product is annotated as Phosphomannomutase. The transcript is spliced from 6 exons. Gene Ontology annotation, biological process: mannose metabolic process; GDP-mannose biosynthetic process; protein N-linked glycosylation. The coding region runs from base 13 to 828 and encodes 271 amino acids. Lineage: Eukaryota; Fungi; Basidiomycota; Agaricomycetes; Agaricales; Mycenaceae. The record is from RefSeq and is a predicted model, not a curated record. Gene Ontology annotation, cellular component: cytosol. Gene Ontology annotation, molecular function: phosphomannomutase activity.
AUUCGAACUGCGAUGGCGUCCGCUGCGUUUGCGAAUCGGAAAAAACUUGUGCUCUUCGAUGUGGACGAAACCCUCACUCUUGCUCGUCAGGCCGCAUCGCAAGAAAUGUUGGAUACCCUAGCCGCCCUCCGGAAAAAAGCAGCCAUCGGUUUCGUUAGUGGGUCUGACAUGAAGAAGAUUGAGGAGCAGCUCUCUGUCCGUGGCACCCAAGGUUACCAAUCAAUACUCGAUGCAUGGCCAACUGAAACUUCGACUCCAGCCAUUCAAGCAUUCGAUUACGCGUUCUACGAAAAUGGACUGGUUGCAUACAAACUUGGAGAAGCUUUACCUUCAGAUUCUUUCAUCUUAUACGUCGGCGAAGAACGGUACAAACGCCUGGUCAACUUUCUACUCCACUACAUCGCCGAUCUCGACCUUCCCAUCAAGCGCGGUACCUUCGUCGAAUUCCGUAACGGGAUGAUCAACGUCAGUCCAAUUGGUCGCAAUGCAACUCUUCAAGAGCGGAAAGACUUCAACCAAUUCGAUCAGGCAAAUGGAGUCCGAGCAGCUUUCGUGAAAGUGCUCAGAGAAAAAUUCGCAGACUACGGGCUCACAUUCUCCAUCGGCGGUCAGAUCUCCUUUGACGUGUUUCCGAACGGAUGGGACAAGAGAUACGCCCUUUCGCGCGUUGAAGACGAGCAGUUUGAGGAAAUCCACUUUUUUGGCGAUAAAACCGACCCCGGAGGAAAUGACCACGAGAUCUUUUCCGACCCACGAACGAUUGGCCAUACUGUGGAGGGACCCAGUCACACGAUUCGUCUGUUGAAGGAGCUUUUUCUCGACCAUUAA